Messenger RNA from Pieris macdunnoughi, 2052 nucleotides. The record is from the annotation of a GenBank genome assembly. NCBI's taxonomy places the organism in Eukaryota, Metazoa, Arthropoda, Insecta, Lepidoptera, Pieridae.
AUGGCUGAUGUGGUCGGGUUUUUUAAGCAUUUUCAUGACCACGUCAACAGUUCUUUAGAUGAUGUGACGAGAAAAAAUUUUGCUAAUUUAGAAACAAAUUCAAAACGUAUAGCAUAUUUAAGUGGUUUACCUCUAAUGAAAUCCUACGACCUCACACCGGAAGUAGAAAAAUGUAAAAGUGGGGGUGAGUUUCCUGUCAAUAAGCGUCUGGAGAAAGCACGUCUUUUCAAGGAUGAGGGAAAUAGGGAAGUACAAAGAGGUGACUGGGUGAAGGCCAUGCAACUGUACAGUUUGAGUAUGAUCCAUAUGCCAAAGAAAGAAACCGAAGAACUAGCCAUUGUACUGGCAAACCGCUCCGCUGCGCUCAAUCACUUGGAGCAAUAUGAGGAAUCUUUGGCAGACAUCAGGCGCUGUCUCGCUUUGGGAUAUCCUCGCCACUUGCGUUACAAGGUUUAUGAGAGGAGAGCCAGAUGUCUUCUGGUACUCAAGAGGAACCAAGAUGCUGUGAAAGCUUUCCAGGAUACUAUCUCAUCUCUUGACGAAGCAAAAAACCUGAACCAAGAAAAGAAGCAAAAAUUACGAACGGAUGCAAAAUUAAUGUUAGAGGUUCUUAACAAAGGUCUCGUCCUCGCUGGAAAUCCAAAAGAUCCCAAACCCAUAAAUAAAAUUGUGCCUAAGCCGAAACUGCCUGGAAAACAUAAUGUGAACUAUCCCGCUGCAUCUGAAGCUAUUCAAAUAGACCAUGAUGAAACAAAAGGAAGAUAUGCGUCAGCCUCGAGGGAUAUUCAAGUUGGAGAAACGCUGCUCAUAGAGAAGCCACACAGCGGUGUUUUGUUAGCAGAAUACGCUGCAACGCACUGUCAAAACUGUUUUGCUAAAUGCCCAAUACCUCUCGGCUGUCCGACAUGCCCGAACGUAGUAUUCUGUAGCGACCAAUGCCAAGAAGUGGCACUGACAUCGUACCAUGCUUACGAGUGCCCUAUCCUGCCCUUAAUAUGGAAGUCGGGUUGCUCUAUCACCUGCCACAUAGCUUUGCGAAUGAUUACUCAGGACUCUAAACAGCACUUCAAAGAACUAACCAAAGAUUUGGAUAAAAAACCCAUUGGUCCAUAUAAAUCAAACGAUUAUAGAAAUAUCUAUAACUUAGUAUCACAUGAAGGUAAAAGAACUAAACAGGACUUGCUGCAUAGGAGUCAUAUGGCAGUAUUUCUGGUAAAGCUCCUUGAACUAAGCGGUUAUUUCGAUACCAAACCUAGGGAAACACUCAUAGACAUAGACGAAAUAAAAACAAUGGGAGUUGCUGAAAGAUAUCGCGACGACGUAGAACUGUUUGGAGGUCUUAUUCUAAAGAAUAUCCAAGUGCUUCAGUUUAACGCUCAUGAAGUAUUUGAGCUACAGUGUUCUAAGGCCCGCCUGGAGCAAAAUGUAAUCAAACAUAAUGGGGAUUCAGUUUUCGUGGCAGGCGCUGUGUUUCCCACUCUCGCGUUAUUUAACCAUUCGUGUGAUCCAAGUGUUGUCAGGUACUUUUCAGGACCCUACAUAAUCGUCCGCUCUGUAAAAAAUAUAAAGAAGGGAGAAGAAGUUGCAGAGAACUAUGGACCGAUAUUCACCAUGACAUCCAAAGAAGAGAGGCAGGCUACUCUAAAAGACCAGUAUUGGUUUGAUUGUACCUGCGAGCCUUGUCAGCAAAAUUGGCCUCGUUACGACCAAAUGAAUGAAACUUAUAUGAGAUUUAGAUGCGAUUCAGGUCAACCCUGUCCCAAUGUUUUGCCAGUGGCCCAUGAUUGCACAGAGUUCAUGGUAAAAUGUGGACUUUGUCAACAAUUCACUAACAUCUUGAAGGGAUUGAAGGCACUGCAGGACACAGAGGUAAUGUACAGACUUGGUCGAGCUGCUAUGGAAGAAGGAAAAUAUGGAGAGGCCUUAAAGAAGUUAGUAGAAGUAUUAAAGCUCUAUGAUUCAACCCUUGCGCCACCUUAUAAAUCCUAUUAUGAUUGUGUACAAGAUUUAAGAAGAUGCAUGCUAUCCUUUGGAAACUUCAGCAUUGCUUAG